AUGCAAGUUAGCCCGAAUUCUAAUAUAAAAAGAGUUUCAGCUCAUAGCCAUAUUAGAGGUCUUGGCUUGAGGCAAGAUGGAUCAGCUUUGAAUGACGGAAGUUCAGGAAUGAUUGGACAAUUAGAGGCUCGUGAGGCAGCAGGCAUAGUUCUAAGUUUAAUCAGAAGUAAAAAGCUAGCUGGAAAGGCGGUUUUAUUUGCAGGUCCUCCAGGAACUGGUAAGACAGCUAUAGCUUUGGCAAUGGCCCAUGAACUAGGUCCUAAAGUCCCAUUUUGUCCAAUGGUAGCCUCAGAAGUUUACUCAGCUGAAGUAAAGAAAACAGAAGUUUUAAUGGAGAAUUUUCGUAGGUCUAUAGGCCUUAGGAUCCGUGAUAUAAAGGAAGUUUAUGAAGGAGAAGUAACAGAAUUAAUAACUGAAGAGACAGAAAAUCCUCAUGGGAACUUUGGCAAAGCAGUUUCUGCAAUUUUAGUAACACUUAAAUCUGCAAAAGGAACCAAAACUUUACGUUUAGCACCUCAGUUAAGUGAUAUAUUUCAAAAAGAAAAGGUUCGUGUAGGUGAUGUUAUAUAUGUUGAGUCGACAAGUGGUACUGUUAAGAGAUUAGGAAGAUCAGAUGCUUAUGCAACUGAAUUUGACUUGGAAUCAGAAGAAUAUGUACCAAUACCUAAAGGGGAUGUACACAAGAAGAAAGAAAUUGUGCAGGAUGUAACUUUAUAUGAUCUAGAUAUUGCAAAUGCACAUCCACAAGGAGGUCAGGACAUCAUUUCGUUAUUAGGACAAUAUGUACGCCCAAAGAAGACAGAAAUAACGGAGAAACUCCGUUUAGAAGUAAACAAGAGUGUAAAUUCUUAUAUUGAUAAAGGUGUAGCUGAGCUUGUUCCAGGAGUACUGUUUAUAGACGAGGUUCACAUGCUAGAUAUUGAAUGUUUUACAUUUUUAAAUAGAGCACUAGAAAGUUCUUUAGCUCCAAUCGUUAUAUUUGGCACAAAUAGAGGCGUGUGUACAGUUCGUGGUACGGAUACUCUCUCAUCCCAUGGUAUUCCUGUGGACUUGUUAGAUCGUCUAUUGAUUAUUAGAACGGUCCCAUAUAAUAUAGAAGAAAUGAUUCGCAUUGUAUCUAUUCGGUGCGAGACAGAAGGUAUUAAGGUUGAUAAAGAUGCUUUGCAAGCUCUAGGGGAAAUUGGUAAUUCUACUUCUUUGCGUUACAUUUGUCAACUAUUGACACCUGCAGCUAUAAUAUCUGGCACUUACGGAAGAGAUUGUAUAACUAGAGAUGACAUAAAGGAAGUCGACAACUUGUUCUUCGAUGCUAAAGCAUCAGCAAGAAGAUUAGCAGAAGAUGCUUCAUCAUUUGUAGUAUAA
Molecule: messenger RNA, 1362 nt
Organism: Cryptosporidium muris RN66
Lineage: Eukaryota; Apicomplexa; Conoidasida; Eucoccidiorida; Cryptosporidiidae
Product: ruvB-like 1 protein, putative
Exons: 1
Coding region: 1-1362 (453 amino acids)
Biological process (GO): box C/D snoRNP assembly; chromatin remodeling; regulation of transcription by RNA polymerase II
Cellular component (GO): Ino80 complex; NuA4 histone acetyltransferase complex; R2TP complex
Molecular function (GO): ATP binding; ATP hydrolysis activity; DNA helicase activity
Source: RefSeq, a predicted model, not a curated record